Messenger RNA from Caenorhabditis elegans, 1050 nucleotides. It is a transcript of the gene dhs-19, whose product is annotated as DeHydrogenases, Short chain. The record is from RefSeq and is marked reviewed. The transcript is spliced from 4 exons. Bases 4 to 927 code for a protein of 307 amino acids. Lineage: Eukaryota; Metazoa; Nematoda; Chromadorea; Rhabditida; Rhabditidae.
AAAAUGGAUCGAGCACUAGACUUUGUAAAAAUGGUAGUUGGUACCUUAUUUUUCAUAGUUCUAAAUUUCUUCAAAAACUUCUUACCUAAUGGAGUGCUCCCACGUAAAUCAGUCGAAGGAAAGAAAGUUUUAAUUACUGGUUCUGGAAGUGGUAUAGGAAGGCUUAUGGCUCUGGAAUUCGCGAAACUCGGAGCUGAAGUUGUAAUCUGGGAUGUCAACAAGGAUGGUGCAGAGGAAACAAAAAAUCAAGUUGUAAAAGCUGGAGGAAAAGCGAGCACAUUUGUGGUUGAUCUGUCACAAUACAAAGAUAUUCACAAAGUUGCGAAGGAAACUAAAGAAGCUGUUGGAGAUAUUGAUAUUUUGAUUAACAAUGCUGGAAUUGUUACAGGAAAGAAACUUUUUGAUUGUCCCGAUGAGUUGAUGGAGAAAACAAUGGCAGUUAACACCAAUGCUCUAUUCUAUACAGCCAAAAACUUCCUUCCAUCCAUGUUGGAAAAAGACAACGGACACUUAGUAACAAUUGCAUCAAUGGCUGGAAAGACUGGAUGCGUAGGACUAGUUGAUUAUUGUGCUUCAAAGCACGGAGCAAUUGGAUGCCAUGAUUCAAUUGCCAUGGAGAUUUUGGCUCAGAAGAAAUACGGAGUCAAUACUACUUUAGUCUGCCCAUUUUUCAUUGAUACAGGAAUGUUCCACGGAGUCACAACUAAAUGCCCAGCCUUGUUCCCAAUUCUCGAAGCCAAUUAUGCUGUUGAGUGUAUCGUGGAGGCAAUCCUCACAAACCGACCACUCUUGUGCAUGCCAAAGGCUUCCUACCUAAUUCUUGCCCUUAUCGGACUUCUUCCAAUUGAAUCACAAGUCAUGAUGGCUGACUUUUUCGGAACAAACGAAUCAAUGAAUGAUUUUAAAGGAAGACAAAAAAAUGAUUAACGAGUUAAUAAGUAAUAAAUUCAGUAUUAAAAUCUCUGAUAUUCAGAGAAUGUUUCAAUCUUUCGUGUACUUUAAUUCUCCAUAUAAAACGUGCCAAUAUGAAAUAAACAAUUUUGUAAUUUU